AUGCGCCAGGUGAACAUCGUGGGCACCAGCCCUCCCAGCCAGCCUUCUAGAAAGAUCCAGACCCUCCAGGCGCCCCCCGACAUGGCCCCGGCCAACGUGACCCUGCGCACGGCCAGUGAGACCAGCCUGUGGCUCCGCUGGACGCCCCUCCCGGAGAUGGAAUACAACGGGAACCCCGAGUCGGUGGGCUACAAGAUUAAAUACAGCCGGGCAGAUGGCCACGGCAGGGUGCUGAGCCACGUGGUCCUGGACCGUGUGGAGCGGGAGUACACCAUCGAGGACCUGGAGGAGUGGACGGAGUACCGCGUCCAGGUCCAGGCCUUCAACGCCAUCGGGAACGGGCCCUGGAGCCAGGUGGUGAUGGGCAGGACGCGGGAGUCAGUCCCGUCCUCGGGCCCCACCAACGUGUCUGCGCUGGCCACCACCUCCAGCAGCAUGCUGGUGCGCUGGAGCCCGGUCCCCGAGGCCGAGCGCAACGGGCUCCUGCUGGGCUACAAGGUGCUGUACAGGGAGAAGGACUCGGACCCCCAGCCCCGGGUCUGGCUGGUGGAAGGGAACGCGUCCCUCAGCGUCCAGCUCACGGGCCUGGGCAAGUACGUGCUCUACGAGGUCCAGGUGCUGGCCUUCACGCGCAUCGGGGACGGCAGCCCCAGCCGCCCCCCGGUCCUGGAGCGGACGCUGGAUGACGUCCCGGGACCACCCAUGGGCAUCCUCUUCCCAGAGGUGAGGACCACGUCGGUGCGGCUGAUCUGGCAGCCCCCCGCUGCCCCCAACGGCAUCAUUCUCGCUUACCAGAUCACACACCGGCUCAACGCCACCACCGCCAACACGGCCUCCGUGGAAGUGCUGGCACCCAGCGCCCGCCAGUACACGGCCACCGGCCUCAAGCCCGAGUCGGUCUACCUGUUCCGCAUCACCGCCCAGACCCGCAAGGGCUGGGGCGAGGCCGCCGAGGCCCUGGUGGUGACCACCGAGAAGAGAGACCGCCCGCAGCCGCCCAGCAAGCCCGUGGUGCGGCAGGAGGACGUGAAGGCGCGCAGCGUGUUGCUGUCCUGGGAGCCGGGCAGCGACGGGCUGUCCCCCGUGCGCUACUACUCCGUCCAGACCCGCGAGCUGCCCAGCGGCAGGUGGGCGCUGCACUCGGCCUCCGUGAGCCACAACGCCUCGGCCUGCGUGGUGGACAGGCUCAAGCCCUUCACGUCCUACAAGUUCCGAGUGAAGGCGACCAAUGACAUCGGGGACAGUGAGUUCAGCGAGGAGUCGGAACCGCUGACCACCCUGCAGGCCGCCCCCGACGAAGCGCCCACCAUCGUCUCGGUGACACCCCACACCACCACCUCCGUGCUGAUCCGAUGGCAGCCACCAGCCGAGGACAAGAUCAAUGGCAUCCUCCUGGGCUUCCGGAUCCGGUACCGCGAGCUGCUGUACGAGGGUCUGAGGGGCUUCACGCUUCGUGGCAUCAACAACCCGGGGGCCAGGUGGACAGAGCUGACCUCCUUGUUCUCCAUGCGGAACCUGAGCCGGCCCAGCCUCACGCAGUACGAGCUGGACAGGAUGGGGAGCGGGGCCUCUGAGGACGCCUGGCCGCAGGCGAGUGGCGCGCCCACCUCGGGCUACUGCAAGAACGGGACCCCCCUUCGCACGUGCGAGUUUCCCACAACACACGGAGACGCAGGGCCCCCAGGGAAGCUGUCCUCCAGGCCUCUGUCCGUGGGGUGCGGCACGGAAAAGCAGCCAGCUCUG
This is a messenger RNA of Myotis lucifugus (little brown bat), 1743 nucleotides long. RefSeq names its product protein sidekick-2-like. The record is from RefSeq and is a predicted model, not a curated record. The annotation marks the transcript as partial. Gene Ontology annotation, molecular function: protein binding. Lineage: Eukaryota; Metazoa; Chordata; Mammalia; Chiroptera; Vespertilionidae. The transcript has 12 exons.